Molecule: messenger RNA, 243 nt
Organism: Heterobilharzia americana
Lineage: Eukaryota; Metazoa; Platyhelminthes; Trematoda; Strigeidida; Schistosomatidae
Source: the annotation of a GenBank genome assembly
AUGUUAAAAGACGGAUUUACUUCUCUGGCUGAUCUGGUUCAUGAAAUUAAUAAUUUAAUUGAAAGCCAAAAAUACGAAGAUGCAUAUAAACUUGUUCUUGGCCACUUACCUGAUUCUCGGUUCCAAUCAUCCGAUGUGUAUUAUGUUUGCUCUCGUCUUUGCUUAAGUAUAGAAGUAACAGAGAACAGUAUGAAUUUUAUAUUAACUCUGGAUAUCGGUUUGCAAAAACGGGUUAUUCAUUAG